AUUUCCAAUCCAGUACCUCUAGUCUAGCACUGAGAAAUUACUAUUAUUAGUAAUUGACUUGCAUAUUUGACUGCUCCAAUUGAUGACAAAUCGGAAUCAAAUAAAGAUUACAAGUGCAUUAUAGUAGCAGAGUUUGACAGGAGUUUAGGUGGUCACCACUUACCAGCGUUUUGAGAGAGCUUGAGACAGACAUGGAGCAUCUAGUUUCCUUUGCUGUGACGAAGCUGGCUAAUCUCUUAGCACAAGAAGUUGUAUUUCUUAAAGGAGUGGAUGAUGAGCUGAGAUCCCUCCUUCGUUUGCUGGAAUGGAUUCAAGCACAUCUUAAGAGCAUCGAUCAUUGCAACGAAGACGAUCAACGUGAUAAAGUUUGGGUGAACCAGAUACAAGAAAUUGCUCAUGACGCCGAGGACAUCGUCGAUGACUACAUCUUCAAAGUGCAUCAACGGCGUCCUCUUAGUCCUUCCAAACUAACAUUCCUCCAUGACCUUGGCAAUAAGAUUCGCAAGGUCAAAGGGACAGCUCAGGAGAUCUUUGAUAAUCGAUGUAAGUUUGGCAAUAUUGAAAGCAGUGGAGCUAGCACUACUUCAAUCUCAAAUAGUGAAGCAAGACCACCACUGCCACUGGUGAGACGGAGACGAAAUCCAGAUGUAGAGGAGGCGGAUGUUCUCGGCUUUGAUGAACAUUUGCAGGCUUUGGCAAGGAUGCUAAUGGGCGAUGAUGGUAAUCAGAGGCGUGUUGUUGUAUCGAUCACUGGCAUGGGAGGUGUAGGCAAAACCACUCUCACUAAGAAGAUCUUCUCUGAUCCUGGCAUCAGGAGGCACUUUGCAUGUCAAGCAUGGAUCUGGGUUUCACAAGAGUAUCGAGCUGGUGAAGUAUUGAAGACUAUUGCUAAAGAUGCCAUGGCUUUGUCUAAUCAAAGAUUGAAAGACCUGAGCCAUGAGGAGUUACAGUGGGAGGUUUAUAAGCACUUGGAAGAAAUGAAAUACUUGGUCAUCUUAGAUGAUGUAUGGAGCAAAGAAGCUUGGGAUAGUAUCAAAAUCCUGUUACCAGAUAUGAUGAAUGGAAGUCGAGUGUUGAUAACCACUCGCAACCAUGAUGUGGCAUUGCAUGCAGGUAGGCAGAGCCCUCCUCCCUAUGAUCUAAUGUUUUUGGGAGAAGAAGAUAGUUGGGAGUUGUUUUGUAGAAAGGCAAUUCCAACAAAGUGCACCAAGGAUUGCCCGCCAUACUUGGAAUCUAUAGGAAGAGAGAUGGUGGCCAAAUGUUGCGGUUUGCCGCUUGCCAUCGUUGUGUUGGGAGGCCUAAUGUUGACUAAACGUCAAUCAGUGGAGGAAUGGAGGAAGCUGCUAAAAUGUGCCAAUUGGCAACUAAGACAGGGUGAAGAGCAGAUCUCAGAAAUACUAGCUCUCAGCUACCAUCAUCUCCCUUACUACAUCAAGCCAUGCUUUCUCUACUUCAGCAUCUACUCCAAAGGCGCUUUAAUAAGUGCUAAGAGGCUAAUUCGACUAUGGAUUGCGGAGGGUUUUAUCCAACCCAGAGACCAAGAAAUUAUGGAGGAAGUCGCGGAGGAUUACCUCGAGGAGUUGGUGCAUUGUAGUAUGAUUCAAGUGGUGGAGAGACAUCACCACGGAGGCAUCAAGAUUUGUCAAAUCCAUGAGCUCCUUCAUGAUCUCUCAAUCUUCCUGGCCCAAGGUAUGAACUUCAUUCAUAUUCCUAAUAAUAAUGACAAUGAGGAGAAUAUUUCACAUAAACCUCGUCGACUUUCUCUCUGUGAUGACAAGAGUACCUGUUACAUUGCUCGAUUGCAUUCUACUGACUACACUUCACGUUUGCGCACUAUAACUUCUAUAGACAUGGAGAAGAGGGUCUCUGAAAUGGAGAAAUUCUUCCAUAACAUGAAGUUGCUGAGAGUUAUAAAUGUCCAGGGUACAAAAAUCAGGUCAUUGCCGAAUGAUAUAGGAAAGUUAAUUCAUUUAAGGUACUUGGGUUUGCGUUAUACAAAUCUAAGAGGGCUGCCAUCCUCCAUUAGCAAACUCACUAAUCUGCAAACUCUUGACAUCAAGAAUUCUGUCCGUAUGAUUGAGCUACCAAGUCAAGUGUGGAAGAUGCACCGCAACCUAAGACAUUUGGAAGGCACUGGUUUUUCCAUCAAGGGGCUGCCAAGCACUGAGAGCCUACCUAAUCUACAAACUCUUUCGAAUGUUAAAGCUGGUCCAUGGUUGCAGAAUGGUUUACAAAAGAUGACAUGCCUUAGUAAACUCGGCGUUCAUGAUGUCACUGACACUUAUAAGGAGGCAUUGUUAGAUUGUCUUGGUAAACUAGAUAAUCUCAAGAAAUUGGCAUGGAAAGCAGAGAAGGAUAGCACGAUACCUAGCUCAAUACUCUCCACUGGUCAACACAAGAAUAAUCUCCAAGUUCUUUAUUUGCGUGGCCGAUUGGAAGGACUGCCAGAUGGUAUCUGCAUGCCUUUAAGCCUCACCAAGUUGACCUUAGAAUCAUCAAGGCUUCAAGAAGACCCCCUAGUGAUGCUUGGGAAGCUGGAUAACCUUCAGGUACUUAGGUUAAGAUAUGAUGCUUUUGUUGGAGGGGAGAUGGUUUGCUUGGAGAAAGGAUUUCCUGAAUUACAAGUGUUAGAACUAAAUUGCUUGUCUGAAUUGGAGGUGUGGAGGAUAGAGGAUGAAGCCAUGCCCAAGCUUAGAGAACUGGAAAUAGAAGCAUGUAAUUUUCUGAUGAUGCUUCCCCAAGGCCUUCAAAGGGUUACCAGUCUACAAGAGUUGAAAGCAAUUGAUAUGCCGGAUGACUUCUGCCGAAGGUUGAGAAUUAAUGAUGGUGAGGACUGGGAAAAGAUCAAGCACAUACCUUCAGCAAGAGUGUAUGAUAGCAGACAAAGGGAGUUCUGUUGGGUGCAGGUGGUGUAUGAGUAUACCAACUACUGGGAGGAUGAAUCUCUUGAGUCCCUCACAGGAGAUGAUGUUGAGGGUAACCUAACUCAUGACACCAUCGAUUGGGAGGAAUCGAUCGGAGAAUUCGAAACUAUAGGGCUUUGGAUUAUGGAAUAAAAAUAAAACAAUGGGAAAUGAAAAGAAAGGAGAAUGAAAAUAAAAAUAGGGAGAAUAAUAAAGAAGAUGUUUGAUUAGAGGUAACGAGAGUUAGAAAUAGGAAAAAAAUAGGAGAGAUAUAU
Dioscorea cayenensis subsp. rotundata (Guinea yam) is the source of this 3178-nucleotide messenger RNA. RefSeq names its product putative disease resistance protein At1g50180. The transcript has a single exon. Lineage: Eukaryota; Viridiplantae; Streptophyta; Magnoliopsida; Dioscoreales; Dioscoreaceae. Gene Ontology annotation, biological process: defense response to other organism. Gene Ontology annotation, molecular function: ADP binding. The record is from RefSeq and is a predicted model, not a curated record. Bases 192 to 3056 code for a protein of 954 amino acids.